CAAAAAUUGAACGGGUUGAGGUUGAGAGAAGACAGAAGACGAAACAUUGAUAUGGCAACGCUGAAUAAAUAAUUUCCUUUUUCUAGAACAUUGCUGGAACUUGUAGGAACCGCGAUUUCGCCGGCAUUUAUUGAAAGAAAUUCCAACGUGAGUGUUAAGUGCAAGUUAUUAUAUAAAGAUGUACCGUCUACCUAACACUGUUCGCUCCGUGGCACUCCGCAAAGCCCACAUAAAUACUCAAAUUCAAAGAUGGUAUGCCAAAGAUGUAAGAUUUGGAUCAGAGGUCAGAGCCCUGAUGCUCCAAGGGGUAGAUGUACUUGCAGAUGCAGUAGCAGUGACAAUGGGUCCAAAGGGUCGUAAUGUAAUUAUUGAGCAAUCAUGGGGAUCACCAAAAAUUACCAAGGAUGGUGUUACAGUAGCUAAAGGAGUAGAGCUCAAAGACAAAUUCCAGAAUAUUGGAGCUAGACUAGUACAGGAUGUAGCUAAUAACACAAAUGAAAAAGCUGGAGAUGGAACAACAACAGCUACCGUCUUGGCCAGGUCGAUUGCAAAGGAAGGUUUUGAUAACUUGGGCAAAGGUGCCAAUCCUGUUGAAAUUCGCAAAGGUAUUAUCUCAGCUGUUGAAGAAAUCGUUAAAUCUCUUAAAUCACUUUCUAAACCUGUCACCACACCAGAAGAAAUUCGUCAAGUUGCCACCAUUUCCGCAAAUGGUGACGAAUCAGUUGGAAAUUUAAUUGCAGACGCUAUGAAGAAAGUUGGAAAGGAAGGUGUUAUCACUGUCAAAGAUGGUAAAACCCUGAAUGAUGAAUUAGAAAUUAUUGAAGGUAUGAAGUUUGACAGAGGAUACAUCUCACCAUAUUUUGUUAAUACACCUAAAGGUGCCAAAGUCGAAUAUCAAGAUGCUUUGCUUUUACUCAGUGAAAAGAAAAUUUCGUCUGUACAAAGCAUUGUUCCAGCUUUAGAAUUAGCCAAUGCCCAAAGAAAACCCUUGAUAAUAAUUGCUGAAGAUGUUGAUGGAGAAGCACUGACCACACUCGUAGUUAACAGACUCCGUAUUGGCCUACAAAUUGCUGCAGUUAAAGCACCUGGUUUCGGUGACAAUAGGAAAGCUACCCUACAAGAUAUCGCCAUUGCAACUGGUGGUCUCGUAUUUGGUGAUGACGCCAAUAUUGUUAAACUAGAAGAUGUUAAAUUAUCAGAUCUAGGUAACACUGGAGAAAUUGUUAUUACAAAAGAUGAUACUCUCAUUCUUAAAGGUAAAGGCAAAAAGGAAGACAUUGACAGAAGAGCCGAUCAACUCCGUGACCAAAUCGAAACCACAACCUCAGAGUAUGAAAAGGAAAAGCUCCAAGAACGUCUUGCCAGGUUAGCAUCAGGUGUAGCAGUAUUAAAAGUCGGUGGAAGCAGCGAAGUAGAAGUAAACGAGAAAAAAGACAGAGUAACAGAUGCUUUAAAUGCAACAAGAGCAGCUAUUGAAGAAGGUAUUGUUCCCGGAGGUGGUACUGCACUUUUAAGAUGCAGUCCUAGUUUGGAUUCACUCAAACCUACAAAUAAGGACCAAGAAGUCGGUAUACAGAUUGUAAAAAGAGCUUUAAGAGUACCUUGCAUGACCAUUGCUGCUAAUGCUGGAGUAGAUGGCGCAUCUGUAGUAGCUAAAGUAGAACAACAACAAGGAGAUUACGGUUAUGAUGCCCUCAACAAUGAAUAUGUAAACAUGUAUGAAAGGGGAGUUAUUGAUCCUACCAAGGUUGUCCGAACUGCCAUUGUAGAUGCUUCCGGUGUUGCCUCUCUCUUGACCACAGCUGAAGCAGUCAUCACAGAAAUUCCAAAGGAAGAACCAGCCAUGCCCGGUGGCAUGGGCGGUGGAAUGGGAGGAAUGGGUGGCAUGGGGGGAAUGAUGUAAACCCAUUUUAAACUUGCAUAGACUGUUCUAACUUAAGUUCAGUGUUUGCCGCGAGUGGCAAGUUGGACAGUAUCUGUCAAAAAGUUCCAUUUUCGUAUUUGGCAGACCCUUUAAAAACUUUUUUUAUACUGUUUGUUGUGCUAUAUAAAUUCGUGUGAGUUUUCUUAUAUGUACCACGAAUUAAAUUGCGUGAAUGAGAAAUUAAGAGCAACUUAUUUUAGUCUCUAUAGUGAUCAGAAGUGGUUUUAGGGGGUUAUCAGAUUAUGUACAUGCCUCCUUGAAAUCAAUUGUGAUUGCUGAACUGAUCUGCAUUUAAAUCCGAUAGAAUGAUCGAUAUAGUUUGUAUGACCUCAGAUGUACCUAUAUUGUUGUAAAUAUAUUGUUACUUUUU
Messenger RNA from Diabrotica balteata, 2294 nucleotides. NCBI's taxonomy places the organism in Eukaryota, Metazoa, Arthropoda, Insecta, Coleoptera, Chrysomelidae. The record is from the annotation of a GenBank genome assembly.